AUGCUGAAAUUUAAAUAUGCAACACCCCAUCCAGCAGAACCGGGCGCGAUGGAAUCUAUUGCCAGCCGGGCUUCUCGGCUUAACCUGCUCCUUCAGGGGAAACUCUCGUCUCUGACACAACAGCAGAUGUCUCCGUUCUCGAGAGAAGGCAUUCUGGACGCCCUUAUGGUGCUGUACCAGGAAUGCAGCAGUCCUCUGCUAAUGAAAAUCAAGCAUGCGGGCAAUUUUUUUAAAAAGCAUUCAGAUUCAAUAGCCGAGUUCCGGGAACUUCAACCCAGCUUGAAAGAUUUUGAAAUCCGGAAUUUGUUAGGAUGCGGUCAUUUUGCAGAAGUCCAGCUGGUGAAAGAAAAGGCAACCGGUGACCUUUAUGCCAUGAAGGUGAUGAGCAAGGAGACACUGCUGGAAAAAGAGCAGGUCUUCUUUGAGGAAGAGAGAAAUAUCCUAUCCCAGAAUGCCAGCCCUUGGAUCCCACGUCUUCACUAUGCCUUCCAAGAUAAAAAAAAUCUUUACUUGGUUAUGGAUUAUGAGCCCGGAGGAGAGCUACUGUCAUUCUUAAACAGAUACGAGGAUCAACUGGAGGAAAGCACCACACAGUUUUAUCUAGCAGAAUUAGUUUUGGCCAUUCACAGCAUCCAUCAAAUCGGCUAUGUCCAUCGAGAUGUUAAGCCAGAGAAUAUCCUCAUUGACAGAACAGGGCACAUCAAGUUGGUGGGUUUUGGUUCUGCUGCCAAAAUGACGGCGGAUAGAACGGUGGAUGCCAAGGUGCCCCCUGGCGCUCCUGACUACAUGGCCCCGGAAGUGCUUAGUGCCUUGAGCAACAGCAAAGCCUCCUAUGGGUCGGGAUGCGACUGGUGGUCCCUCGGGGUGGUCGCUUAUGAAAUGACUUACGGAAAAUCGCCGUUUACCAAAGGGACCUCGGCUAAAACUUUCAACAACAUCCUGAAUUUUCAGAGGUUCCUCAAAUUCCCGCAGGACGUAAAGGUCAGCCACGAGUUUCUCGAUCUGCUGCAGGGUUUAUUGUGUGGGCCGAAAGAGCGCUUGGAUUACGAAGGCCUUUGCUGUCAUCCGUUCUUUUCCCACGUGGACUGGAGCGCCAUCCCUAACUCUCUUCCUCCCUUCGUGCCGAGCCUCAAGCGUGAAGAUGAUACCUCUCAUUUUGAUGCCCCGGAGGAGAAGGACGCCAGAAUUGCUUCCUCUCUCGCCCAGCUGAGCCCUGCAAGUUCCUCAGGAGAAGAUUUGCCGUUCGUGGGCUUCUCCUUCAUCAAGGCGCUGGCGGUUCUACGGUCAGAGUCUGCUUUGAGCUUGGAUUCUCCCGCUAAGAUUAGCUCCAUGGAAAAGAAAGUCCUCUUUAAGAGCAAAGAGCUGCAAGACACCCAGGCAAAGUGUCACAAGAUGGAGCAGGAAAUGACCCGUUUGCAUCGCAGAGUGUCGGAGGUGGAGGCUGUACUCAGCCAAAAGGAGGUGGAACUGAAAGCCUCCGAGACCCAGCGAUCCCUCCUCGAACAGGACCUGGCUACCUACAUCACAGAAUGCAGUAGCUUAAAGCGAAGUCUGGAACAGGCUCGGAUGGAGGUUUCUCAAGAGGACGACAAGGCCCUGCAGCUCCUUCACGACAUAAGAGAACAAAGUCGCAAGUUGCAGGAAAUCAAAGAGCAGGAGUAUCAAGCUCAAGUGGAAGAAAUGAGACUGAUGAUGAAUCAGCUAGAGGAGGACCUGAUUUCCGCUCGCAGACGUAGUGAUCUUUACGAAUCGGAGCUGAGGGAGUCUCGACUGGCUGCAGAAGACUUCAAGCGAAAAGCCACCGAAUGUCAUAACAGGCUGCAGAAAGUUAAAGAUCAAGGAAAAACAGAAGUGGGAGAGCUGUAUUCCAAGCUGGAGAAGAUCAAUGCCGAUCAGCAGGUGAAAAUUCAGGAGCUGCAGGAGAAGCUGACAAAAGCUAUGAAAGCCAGCUCGGAGGCCACCGAAUUGCUCCAGAACAUCCGCCAAGCAAAGGAGAGAGCCGAGAAAGAGCUGGAGAAAUUGCAAAAUCGGGAGGACUCCAACGAAAGCAUGAAAAAGAAAUUGCUGGAAGCCGAGGAAAGGCGUCAUUCUCUAGAGAACCAAGUGAAGCGGCUGGAGACGGUGGAACGCCGGGAGAACCGACUGAAAGAAGAUAUCCAGACCAAAUCUCAGCAAAUCCAGCAGAUGGCUGAUAAAAUUCUGGAACUGGAAGAGAAACAUCGAGAAGCUCAGCUUGCAGCCCAGCACCUUGAGUUGCAUCUGAAGCAGAAAGAACAAAUGUAUGAAGAAAGACUCAAAGUGCUUGAUAACCAGAUGAAGAAAGACCUGGCCGACAAAGAUGCCUUGGAAAACAUGCUGAGGAAACACGAAGAGGAAACUCACGAAAAGUGCAAAAUCCUUGCCGAGCAGAAAGCGAUGAUCAAUGCCAUGGAUUCGAAGAUUAGGUCUCUGGAACAGAGAAUAGUGGAACUGUCUGAAGCUAACAAGCUCGCAGCCAACAGCAGCCUGUUUACUCAGAGGAACAUGAAAGCCCAAGAAGAGAUGAUUUCCGAGCUCAGGCAGCAGAAGUUUUAUCUGGAAACUCAGGCUGGAAAAUUAGAGGCGCACAACAACAAGCUGGAGGAACAAUUGGAAAAGAUCAGCCAUCAGGACCACAGCGACAAGACUCGCCUGCUGGAGUUGGAGACGAGGUUACGAGAGGUUAGCCUUGAACACGAAGAACAAAAACUAGAACUGAAGCGACAGCUGACCGAAUUGCAGCUCACCCUUCAGGAGAGGGAAUCUCAGAUUUCAGGCUUGCAAGCAGCCCGGGCAGCCCUGGAAAGUCAGCUCCGGGAAGCUAAAACCGAACUGGAGGAGACCACGGCCGAGGCUGAAGAAGAGAUCCAGGCACUGACGGCACAUAGAGAUGAAAUCCAGCGUAAAUUUGAAGCCCUUCGUAAUAGCUGCACAGUGAUUACGGACCUAGAAGAGCAGCUGAACCAGCUGACCGAGGAUAACGCUGAGCUGAACAACCAGAAUUUCUUCCUGUCCAAGCAGCUGGACGAAGCUUCGGGGGCAAACAACGAGGUGGUUCAGCUGCGAAGUGAGGUUGACCAUCUUCGCCGCGAGAUAACGGAACGGGAGAUGCAGCUCACCAGUCAAAAGCAAACCAUGGAGGCCUUAAAGACCACCUGUACCAUGCUGGAGGAGCAAGUGAUGGAUCUGGAGGCCCUGAACGACGAACUCUUGGAGAAGGAGCGUCAGUGGGAGGCGUGGAGGAGUGUUCUGGGGGAUGAGAAGACCCAGUUUGAGUGCCGGGUGCGGGAACUCCAGAGGAUGUUGGAUACGGAGAAGCAGAGCAGGGUGCGGGCCGACCAGCGUAUCACGGAAUCCCGCCAAGUGGUGGAGCUCGCCGUGAAAGAACAUAAAGCAGAGAUCUUGGCUCUCCAGCAAGCAUUAAAGGAACAGAAACUCAAAGCUGAGAGUCUGUCCGACAAGCUCAACGACUUGGAGAAGAAGCACGCCAUGCUGGAGAUGAACGCCCGGAGCUUGCAGCAGAAGCUUGAAACGGAACGCGAACUCAAACAGAGGCUUCUGGAAGAGCAAGCCAAAUUGCAGCAGCAGAUGGAUUUGCAGAAAAAUCACAUCUUUCGGCUGACUCAAGGCCUGCAAGAGGCUUUGGACCGGGCGGAUCUUUUGAAGACUGAAAGGAGCGACUUGGAAUACCAGCUGGAAAAUAUUCAGGUCCUCUAUUCCCACGAAAAAGUGAAAAUGGAAGGCACAAUUUCCCAACAAACCAAGCUUAUAGACUUCCUGCAAGCAAAGAUGGAUCAGCCAGCCAAGAAAAAAAAGGGCCUGUUUAGUCGACGGAAAGAGGACCCUUCUUUGCCCUCACAGGUUCCUCUGCAGUACAGUGAGCUGAAGGUGGCCUUGGAGAAGGAGAAGGCCCGCUCGGCCGAGCUGGAGGAAGCCCUGCAGAAAACCCGCAUUGAGCUCCGAUCCGCUCGGGAGGAAGCUGCCCAUAGGAAAAUUACAGACCACCCUCACCCUUCCACGCCUGCCACGGCCAGGCAGCAGAUCAUCAUGUCUGCCCUAGUUCGGUCACCAGAACACCAGCCCACGCCCAUCAGCCUGCUGGCACCUCCCUCCAGCCGCAGAAAGGAGGCCUCCACGCCUGAGGAGUUUAAUCGGCGCCUUAAAGAACGGAUGCAUCACAAUAUCCCUCACCGUUUCAACGUGGGGCUGAACAUGAGAGCCACCAAAUGUGCUGUUUGCUUAGACACUGUGCACUUUGGACGUCAGGCUUCGAAAUGUCUGGAAUGCCAGAUGAUGUGCCAUCCCAAGUGUUCCGCCUGCUUGCCGGCCACUUGUGGCUUGCCGGCUGAGUACGCCACGCACUUCUCCGAAGCCUUCUGCCGGGACAAGCUAAAUUCCCCCGGCGUGCAGCUGAAAGACCCAGGCAGCGCCUUACGGCUGGAAGGAUGGAUGAAGGUGCCCAGGAAUAAUAAACGCGGCCAGCAGGGCUGGGAUAGGAAGUAUGUCGUUUUAGAAGGAACUAAAGUCCUUGUUUACGACACGGAAACGAGAGAAGCUGGACAACGGCCCGUGGAAGAGUUUGAAUUGUGCCUUCCAGAUGGAGACGUUACCGUCCACGGGGCCGUGGGAGCGACCGAGCUUCUCAAUACAGCCAAGACAGAUGUGCCCUAUAUAUUGAAGCUGGAAUCCCAUCCUCACACCACCUGUUGGCCUGGCCGAACUCUCUAUUUGCUCGCGCCCACCUUUCCGGAUAAGCAGCGGUGGGUGAAUGCCCUGGAAUCUACGGUGGCUGGAGGAAGAGUUUCCAGAGAAAAGGCAGAGGCUGAUGCUAAACUCCUUGGGAAUUCUCUCCUGAAGCUGGAAGGAGAAGACCGCUUGGAUAUCAACUGCACUUUACCCUUCAGCGAUCAGGUGGUCCUGGUGGGUGCUGAGGAAGGCCUCUAUGCCCUGAAUGUGCUGAAGAAUUCCUUAACGCACGUCCCCGGGAUCGGUGCUGUCUUUCAAAUCCACCUCAUCAAGGAUCUGGAGAAACUGCUCAUGAUUGCAGGAGACGAACGGGCGUUGUGCCUUGUGGACGUGAAAAAAGUGAAGCAGUCCCUCGCUCAGUCCCACCUGCCGGCUCAACCUGACGUCUCGCCCAACAUUUUUGAGGCCGUGAAAGGCUGCCAUCUUUUUGCAGCUGGCAAGAUUGAGAACGGGCUGUGCAUCUGUGCGGCCAUGCCCAGCAAAGUGGUGGUGCUACGUUACAACGAGAGCCUCAGCAAGUUCUGCAUCCGGAAGGAGAUCGAGACCUCGGAGCCGUGCGGCUGUAUCCAUUUCACCAAUUACAGCAUCAUCGUGGGGACAAAUAAGUUUUAUGAAAUUGAGAUGAAGCAGUACACCCUAGAAGAAUUCCUGGAUAAGAAUGACCACACCUUGGCGUCCGCUGUGUUUGCAUCCUCCACCAAUAGUUUCCCAAUCAACAUCAUCCAGGUGAACCCAACAGGGCAAAGAGAAGAGUAUCUGCUUUGCUUCCAUGAAUUUGGCAUUUUUGUAGACUCCUACGGAAGGCGCAGUCGCUCGGAUGACCUGAAAUGGAGUCGACUGCCUUUGGCAUUCGCCUAUCGGGAACCGUACCUGUUUGUGACCCACUUCAAUUCCCUGGAGGUGAUUGAAAUCCAAGCACGCGCUUCCCUUGGCAUCCCAGCCCGGGCCCAUCUGGACAUCCCGAGCCCUCGUUACCUGGGCCCGGCUAUCUCCUCCGGAGCCAUUUACCUGGCCUCUUCCUAUCAGGAUAAAUUGAGGGUGAUUUGCUGCAAAGGGAAUUUGGUGAAAGAAUCCAACAACGAGCACCACCGAGGAUCCUCAACCACCCGCAGCAGUCCAAACAAGAGAGGACCGCCCACCUAUAACGAGCACAUAACCAAGCGGGUCGCCUCGAGCCCAGGGCCUCCCGAAGGUCCCGCCCACCCUCGCGAGCCAAGCACACCGCAUCGCUAUCGGGAAGGAAGGACCGAGCUCCGGAGGGACAAGUCUCCGGGGCGUCCCCUGGAGAGGGAGAAGUCUCCAGGACGGGUCCUCAGCACCCGCCGAGAGAGGUCCCCCGGGAGACUGUUUGAGGAGAGCAGCAGGGGACGGAUACAGGUGGGGGGCGCCCGGACUCCCCUCGCCCAGGUCAACAAGGUCUGGGACCAAUCUUCAGUAUAA
Messenger RNA from Protobothrops mucrosquamatus (brown spotted pit viper), 6204 nucleotides. RefSeq names its product citron rho-interacting serine/threonine kinase (gene CIT). Gene Ontology annotation, molecular function: protein serine/threonine kinase activity; ATP binding. Gene Ontology annotation, biological process: peptidyl-threonine phosphorylation; actomyosin structure organization. Lineage: Eukaryota; Metazoa; Chordata; Lepidosauria; Squamata; Viperidae. Gene Ontology annotation, cellular component: cytoskeleton; cytoplasm. The record is from RefSeq and is a predicted model, not a curated record. The transcript has 47 exons. Bases 1 to 6204 code for a protein of 2067 amino acids.